Populus nigra (black poplar) is the source of this 1812-nucleotide messenger RNA. RefSeq lists its product as uncharacterized. Bases 171 to 1550 code for a protein of 459 amino acids. Gene Ontology annotation, molecular function: protein binding. The transcript has 13 exons. The record is from RefSeq and is a predicted model, not a curated record. NCBI's taxonomy places the organism in Eukaryota, Viridiplantae, Streptophyta, Magnoliopsida, Malpighiales, Salicaceae.
CGAAUAAAAACGGAGAGGUAAACUGUGAACCCUGCUUCGAGUCUUUCACUUCUCCUUUCUUUUCCCUCUGCAAGCAAAGCAUAAACUCCAGAAUCAUCUGCUUGUUGUCCUUGCGGUGCACAACAGUACACUUUUAAGGUUAUUAAAACAAGUUAUCUGAGAAAUUUACUAUGGCUUCUGAUGCUUCUGAUGCACUUGCAGUCAGGCAGAAGGUUCAGCAAUUUCUUACUGCUGCUUGUAUUGGAAAUCUUGAUCUUCUUAAGAAUAUAGCAGCACAGCUUGAUGAAGGGAAGGGAAUGUCAAAAACUGUGGCAGAAAUCAAGGAUGCUAAUAAACGAGGGGCACUUCAUUUUGCUGCAAGAGAAGCACAGACUGAGGUUUGCAAGUAUUUGAUUGAGGAAUUGAAGCUUGAUGUUGAUAACAAAGAUGAAGAUGGUGAGACUCCUCUUGUUCAUGCUGCCCGGCAAGGACAUACUGCCACUGCUAAAUACCUACUUGACCAGGGUGCCAAUCCUGCUAUACCAAGUGAUUUAGGGGCCACAGCAUUGCACCAUUCUGCAGGAAUAGGAAAUACUGAGUUGAUGGAGUAUUUGCUUUCUAAGGGUGCUGAGGUUGAAUCACAAAGUGAUGCUGGCACUCCUUUACUCUGGGCUGCUGGGCAUGGUCAACCGGAUGCUUUGAAAGUGUUGCUGGAGCACCAUGCAAAUCCUAAUGCUGUAACUGAAGAUGAUGUAACUCCAUUGUUAUCAGCUGUAGCAGCUGGUUCAUUAGCAUGCCUAGAGUUGUUGGUUCAGGCUGGUGCUAACGUGAAUGUUACUGCUGGUGGAGCAACACCACUGCACAUUGCUGCUGAUUUAGGAAGCCCAGAAAUUUUGAACCGUUUAUUAGAAGCUGGAGCUGAUUCUAAUGUCACUGAUGAGGAUGGUCAGAAACCAAUACAGGUUGCCGCUGCAAGAGGCAACCGUGAAGCUGUUGAGAUCCUCUUCCCCUUAACAACAAAAGUUCAGAGCAUUCAUGAGUGGACUGUUGAUGGAAUUCUUGCACACAUGCUGUCUGAAGCUAAUAAAGAGGAAGAAACUAGGAUAGGGAAGGAAAUUGAUGCUUCUGAGAACAUGGAUAUGCCUAAAAGAGAUCUCCCUGAGGUUUCACCUGAAGCAAAGGAGAGAGCUGCUGAAGCAAAAUUAAGAGGAGAUGAUGCUUUCAGAAGAAAGGAAUAUCUUACUGCGGUGAAUGAUUAUACACAAGCAAUUGAUUUGGAUCCCACUAAUGCUACCGUGCUUUCGAAUAGAAGCCUGAGUUGGAUGCGCUUGGGGCAACCUGACCAAGCAUUAGCUGAUGCAAGGGCCUGUAAAGAGCUAAAACCAGAUUGGUCAAAAGCUUGGUAUCGGGAAGGCUCAGCUCUCCGCUUGUUGCAGAGGUUUGAAGAAGCCGCAAAUUCCUUUUACGAGGGUGUGAGGCUUGACCCUGAAAAUAAGGAGCUUGUGAAAUCCUUUAGGGAAGCAGUUGAUGCUGGGAGAAAGUUUCAUGGUACAGACCAGGGAAAAUCAUAAUGUGUGCCCAUAGCAAAUACAUUAGUACUGUGAAGGACUGAAAAAGUAGUUGAUGAAAGCUUUGCUGGAAUUUCUCUUGCCUGAAUAUUCGGCAAGAAGCUGCAAAAUCAAAUUAGUUGUAUUAAUCCCUGUGGGGGAGGAAGCAAAACGAAAAGUAAAGAAAGAGUAGAAAUGGUAUCCCCAGACAAACUGAUACUUUGGGGCAUAAAUUUCUUAUGUUGAAUUCUUUCCGGUUUUGUUAUGAAUCCAUGCGAUUUUGGUA